Messenger RNA from Tarenaya hassleriana, 860 nucleotides. RefSeq lists its product as uncharacterized. Bases 83 to 700 code for a protein of 205 amino acids. Lineage: Eukaryota; Viridiplantae; Streptophyta; Magnoliopsida; Brassicales; Cleomaceae. Gene Ontology annotation, cellular component: endoplasmic reticulum. The transcript has 4 exons. The record is from RefSeq and is a predicted model, not a curated record. Gene Ontology annotation, biological process: sphingoid catabolic process.
UCGUCUACGGUUUCAAACUCACCCACCAAACAAUUUUUCCCCGAAAUUUUCUCAGAGAAAGUGCCUCCAAAUCCCCAAAACCAUGAGUCGCCGAACAGGAUUGUUCGAUCUCGAGAAUCACUUCGCCUUCUAUGGCGCCUACCACAACAACCCAAUCAACGUUCUGAUCCACAUCCUGUUCGUUUGGCCGAUCUUCUUAACGGCUCUCGUUCUCUUCUACUUCACGCCAUCGAUCCUCGAUCCCUCUCGAUUCGGGUUUCUCCAAUCGCUGACUUUCGAUGGGGUUCUUCGUUUCAAUUUCGGGUUCCUCUUCGCUUCGGUUUACGCUCUGUUCUACUUCGCCAUGGAUAAGAAAGCCGGGUCGUUAGCUGCUGUGAUGUGCUUCGCAUGCUGGGUCGGUUCUAGCUUUAUCGGUGCUCGAUUGGGUUAUUCUCUUGCUUGGAAGGUAGUCCUAGCAUCUCAGUUAUUCUGCUGGAUUGGGCAGUUCAUCGGUCAUGGCUUGUUCGAGAAGCGAGCCCCGGCCCUUCUGGACAACUUAGUACAAGCAUUUCUAAUGGCUCCUUUCUUCGUCUUGCUUGAGAUCCUUCAGUCGGUUUUCGGGUACGAGCCAUAUCCCGGGUUUGAAGCUGCAGUCAAAGGCAAGAUAGCAAACGACCUGAGGGAAUGGCGGGAGAAGAAGCAGAAGAAGAAGAUCACUUAGAAGGACUUUUACCUUUGCUUUCUUCUGUAUUCCCAUCCGAAGCCUUUGUUGUUAUGAUUGUGUUGCAAUCAUUUGGAAAUCGAAUCCCUAUAUUCACAAGUGUAGCUGUGACUUAUUUGAAAAUAAUUAUGUAAAAUUAAUGUGCUUCAAAUCAUGAACA